UUAAUGCAGUGGUGGCAGCCAUCUUGAAUAAAAUUUCACGGUGGCAUAAAGUGUAAUUCCAAAUAAAAUAUUAAUGUCAAUAAUAGUGAAUGACAUACAAAAUAAAAUUUCUUAUAAAAAAUUACAAUAUUUAUAAAGGCUAAACCAUUUGCAAAUACUUAUUCGGAGUGCGUGAAAAUUAUUAAAAGAUCACCAAUAAAACAAAUCAGCUGUUAUCCGUCAAUCGAUGUCAACAAAAUUACAUAAUUUUGUUUAGAAAAACAGUGUAGCCUCCGUCUUUUGAGUGUCAUUUUGAUAUUAGCAAACAUGCAGAUUCAUAUAAAUGUUCUGCAGCACAAAUUCUUCAAGUAAAUGUUUACUCAGAGGGUGCCAAAAUUCUCGACAAAUUUAUCACUUUUUGUAGAAUGUAGUCCACAGUACAUAUUUUAACAUGGAUCACAACAAUAUAAUUGAGUGUGGUGGAUUUUAUUUUAUACACAAUUUUGACUCUGGAAAUCUCGGUCAUGUGGAGCGAGUGCCUACGGAGCUUAUUGCUCCUAGCCAUAACCCAAAAACAAAUGCAGCUGAAACCCUGGACUAUGAGUUCAACAUGUGGACUCGGCCAGAUUGUGCCGGCACUGAGUUUGAGAAUGGCAACCGCACCUGGUUUUACUUUGGCGUCCAAGCCAGAGAGCCUCUUGUUACUGUGCGGCUGAAUCUAAUAAACCUGAACAAGCAGGGCAAGAUGUAUAACCAGGGCAUGGCACCAGUCACACGGACACUGCCCGGGAAACCACAGUGGGAAAGGAUAAAAGACCGGCCGGUGCAUUCUAUGGAUGACAAUACAUUCACCCUAAGCUUCAAGUACCGAACGUCAGACAACCUGAAGGCGACGACGUUCUUCGCGUUCACUUACCCGUUCUCGUUCGCGGAGCUGCAAAUAGCCCUGAACUCUAUAGACCUCAAGAUGCUACCGCUGCCGUCACCGCAGGCCCCGGACGAUAUAUACUACUGUAGGGAGUGCGUUAUAUACUCGCUGGAAGGGAGACGAGUGGACUUGCUCACAAUAAGUUCCCAUCACGGCAUAACGGCGGAGCGCGAGGACAGGCUCAAACACCUGUUCCCCGAGAACAAACCCAGAGCGUUCAAAUUCCAGAACAAGAAGGUAAUCUUCAUAUCAGCGCGCGUGCACCCCGGCGAGACCCCCUCAAGUUUCGUGUUCAACGGUUUUCUCAAUCUUUUACUAACCCGUCACGACCCCAUCGCCAUACAGCUACGGAAGCUAUAUGUGUUCAAGCUGAUACCGUUCCUCAACCCCGAUGGGGUCGCUAGAGGGCACUACAGGACGGACACGAGGGGGGUUAAUUUGAACAGGGUCUAUUUGAACCCCUCGCUGCUGUACCAUCCGACGGUGUACGCGUCCAGAGCUUUGAUUAGGUACUAUCAUUUUGGCUGUGAAAAAGAAGAUACGUUUGACGACCUUCAAAGCAUAGCAUCUCGCAGCAUACAGAACAUCAGUGAAAGCGUCGAGAUACUCGAAACGAAGAAGAAAAAGAGCCCUCCGUACAAGUCGAAGCCGAUCUCCAACAAGUCGACGAUCACGCUGAAAGCGCGGCCGUCCACCGCCGACACGAAACGCGGAGACCGAUCCAAUCAGGGGUCGUUGUUGAUCGAUCAGCUAAUGGACUCGAAAAAGGGUCCUCCGUUGAAAGGCAAGCCCGUGCCGGCGAACAAGUCUUCCAACACGCUGAAGCGACCUUCCACGGCCGAGGGCUCCAAGCAAAACAUCAAGGCGCCGAGCUCUGGGGAGGAAAACUUAAGCGAUCAGGUGUGCGAGCUGAAGCUGCGAGAAAUGACGUCACAGACGACGGAAACGUACUCACCUCGACCCUCUAACAACCCCUCGCUGCUGAACGACGAGACGCUCAGAUCGUGCCUGGGCUCGGCAGUGCACCUGAGCUCGAGCGACGAGCUCAACAUCCAGGGCCACAACCCGCUGCUCCCGCUGCGGGACACGCUCAAAAACAGCAUCAGCCUGCUCAUGGGCACGGCCUCCGUCUCUGAAUCCCGCAAAGAGAGCUCGAACGUGCGCAUGGGGUGGUGCCACGACUGCCGGCGCGCCGUCGACAGGCUGCAGGAGACCAUCCCCGGCCUCGCGGGCACUGUGGCCGGGUACAACGCCGCCGGGUCUCGAACGGGCAGCCCUUACCGCUCCAUCCAAGAGUACCGAGAAGUUCAGAAACAGCAAUAUGAAGAGCAGAAGGCGACGGAGAGAAAGCUUCAAGACUUAGAGCAGGCAGCAACGGACGAGCCCAUUUACUUCUGCACAAACUGCUUCAAGCGAUACAUCCUCACAGAAAAUAAUGAGGAAAUUAAAUUGGUGUCUGGCGUGUCGACGGCGAGCGUGGCCGUGGCGGCCGGCGACGGCGACAGCGGACACGCGCGGCAACCGGACAAUAAGCACGAACCCAAGGUGAGCUACCUACAGACUACACUAGUUGGUGUCUGGCGUGUCGACGGCGAGCGUGGCCGGGGCGGCCGGCGACGGCGACAGCGGACACGCGCGGCAACCGGACAAUUGGUGUCUGGCGUGUCGACGGCGAGCGUGGCCGGGGCGGCCGGCGACGGCGACAGCGGACACGCGCGGCAACCGGACAAUAAGCACGAACCCAAGCAGCGGUUACUGCCACCACCACCGCCACCGCCGAAAGAGGACAAGGGCAAGUCCCCCCCGUCCGCGGCGCGGAACCGCAAGAAAGCGCCCCCGCCCCCGCCCAAGCCCAAGGAGCCCGAGUCGGGGCUCUUCCUGUACAUAGACCUGCACGGACACGCCUCUAAAAAAGGUAUCUUCAUGUACGGGAACCACUUCGAGGACUCCGAAGCCUCGGUGGAGUGCAUGCUGCUGCCUCGGAUCAUGUCCCUUAACAACAUGCAUUUCCACUUCUCUUCCUGCAACUUCACGGAGCGAAACAUGUACCUUAAGGACCGGCGCGACGGCAUGUCGCGCGAGGGCUCGGGGCGCGUGGCCGUGCUGAAGGCGACGGGGCUGGUGCGCUCGUACACGCUGGAGUGCAACUACAACACGGGCCGCCUCGUCAACCUGCUGCCGCCGCCCGUCAAGGACGCGCCGCCGCCAACCACCGCUCCCCCCGUGCCGCCCAAAUACACGCCACACAUAUUCGAAGAGAUAAGGCAUCGCAAUAAGAAUCUGGAGAAUUCGGAAGAUAUAGAUCCCUGGCAGGUGGGGCGUUCUCUCGGCGCGUCGAUCCUGGACCUGACGGGGCAACACCCGAACUCGCGCGUGCCGUGCUCCGAGCACCGCACGCUCGCCUCCGUGCGUGACUGGCUGCGUGCGCACACGCGCACUGCGCGGCCCACGCUGACCGUGUCCCGGCUGCGGCCGAAGACGUCUUCACCCACUCGCGCGCCGCUGUACGUGCGCUCCAAGACCAAGGUGUCGGACGCCGAGCGCAAGGAGAACACGUACGCCGGCGCCAAGGCGGACGAGAGCCGCGCCGCGCCCGCGCGCUCCGUGCACGACCUCGCCGCCGCGCGCUACCAGCCCGACCCCAAGCCCAAGGCCCUGGUCAAGCGCCGCAACGUGCUCGCCGUACGUAAACCCAACGCCAGUAAAACUCAGCUCGCCAAGAAGCCCGCGCGCGACGAGAGCCCGCGCCCCUCCGCGCUCUCCGCCAGGAUCGGCUCCAAGCGGAGCUCGAACCGCUCCGUGCGCGCCGUCUCCCGCGCCGACCGCUGCCGCGCGGUCGCCUCCUCCUCCUCCGAGGAGAUAGCCGGCUGGGAGGAGGUCCCGGGCGGCACGCUGACGGGCCUGUCCCGGGCGGAGUCGCUGUCGAUGGCCGGUAAGCGCCGCCCGCACGCGUUCGCCGCCCCGCAGCACCUGAAGAAGCUCCGCCUGAAGACGGGCUUGUAGCGCAAGCCGCGCGCGCGCCCGGCGCCCCGCCG
Messenger RNA from Cydia amplana, 3942 nucleotides. Its product is annotated as cytosolic carboxypeptidase-like protein 5. The transcript has 22 exons. Lineage: Eukaryota; Metazoa; Arthropoda; Insecta; Lepidoptera; Tortricidae. Gene Ontology annotation, molecular function: zinc ion binding; metallocarboxypeptidase activity. The coding region runs from base 431 to 3910 and encodes 1159 amino acids. Gene Ontology annotation, biological process: proteolysis. The record is from RefSeq and is a predicted model, not a curated record.